Brienomyrus brachyistius is the source of this 1987-nucleotide messenger RNA. RefSeq names its product ADP-ribosylation factor-like 14 effector protein (gene arl14ep). The transcript has 3 exons. Lineage: Eukaryota; Metazoa; Chordata; Actinopteri; Osteoglossiformes; Mormyridae. The coding region runs from base 810 to 1595 and encodes 261 amino acids. The record is from RefSeq and is a predicted model, not a curated record. Gene Ontology annotation, cellular component: intracellular membrane-bounded organelle.
UGAAGAUAAUCACUGAGCCCCUGUUAAAUGCAUCGUAGUGUUCGUUACCUAACUACGAAUUUUUCUGUCCGAAUCGGAUGAGGGUUCGGUUUUAUUGCUUAAUAUUUCGUUGUGUUUAGGUCAUUAUUACUAACACAGACGACUAAGCUACUAGUUAAUUUCGUAAGUCUGACUAAUAUCUCCUAAAUUAGACUAGACUGACGAAGUAGACUCUUCGUUAACAGUUAAAAAUAAGAUACUUAUUUGCCAAUUGCUGGUACAAUCCGUAUUGUGCCCUAAUACUAUUGGUUAGUGAACUUUUAAUUCGUUCUGUCUAGUUAGUUUAUGGGUCGUCUAAACCAGUUUUAAAACAACUCAUUUGGGGGCUUUAAUAACCUUUAGGGGUCUAGUGACAUCCAAGUCGAUUAACCUCAACUAUGGAAAACUCAUUUAAAAGGCCAUGCUGUAAUCUCUGUUGGACUGUAGUGAAUGACUAUAUUGCAUGCUUAUUGUAUAAUGCUUGUUUGACACUUCAUCGUGAAUAUGCAUAGAUACUUGCUGUUUUACUUACUAUUGCAGAUCUGUUCUAUGAAAUGACACUUGUGUUCAUUGUGCUUUUAGAAACAUGUAACUUGAGGUAUGAUCUGAAACUUGUUCUUUUUGAGAUUGAUGCUUGUUUAUUGUAAGGGCACUGUACUGACAAAAGAAAAAAAAAUGCUGUUGUAAUCUAGCAUCUAGUCCUAUGUUACAAGAGGGCUUAAUAAGUUAGAUAAAAGGCCUCGGUUCUACCACUAAAAGUUUUGCCUGUAAUCAUCAAAAAGGCAGUAGAUAUGUCAGAAAUGAGCCCAUGCACAGUGGGGGAGCAGCUGCAGGAGGCAUCAGACUGCCACAAGACAUUCUUAAGCCAGGAGGUGGGGCUGAAACAGCUGGGGGUACUGCCUGAGAGGGACUGCCUGCUGCUGCAGCUGCGGACAGGCCUGAUGGGUUUGAUGGAGCGAGACACAGUGUGCCUGCACCACCAUAAGGUCUACGUGGAACACUAUGAGGAGGCCCAGAGGGUCUGCUGUGACCCCUUCAGUAGCCACAGGAAGGUUGUCAGGAAGGGCCUGCGUCCCAUAGACCUGGAUGACGCCAGCUUCCUGACCGAGCAGUUCGCCCGGCAUUUUGUGCCUGGCUGGAAGCUGUGUAACCGUUGCACCCAGCUAGCCACUGGGUACACUGAUCUGGAAGCAGCGUCCCGCCAAAGACGCAGACUGGAUAAGGAAGGAAAAACAGCCAAAGCUUUGAAGUCAUUGGAGUUUGCCAACCCAGGCCGACAAACAGAUUUUGCAGCAGAAAAUAACAGGAGAGACAAGAGGCGAGUGAAUAAGUAUCCUUCCAGUGACAGGCAGACCAUGGGUACAAAGAGUAAGGUGUAUGACAGCGAAGGCCUACUGAUCGUUAACGGCUGUGACAUGUGCGACUGCCUGGAUGUGGAAUGCAUGGGCUGCUUCUACCCGUGCCUUGGCUGCAACUCCCGCAAGUGCGGUGUGGAGUGUCGCUGCAACCGCAAGUGGCUGUACGAACAGGUGGAGGUGGAAGGAGGGGAGAUCAUCCGGAACAAGUACGCUAGCUAGGCUAGAUGUCUCUACAGAAUCCACUUGUGCACAGUGCUGUUGUGUAUAUACUCAAAACGGAUUUCUUUGCUUAUGACCACAGUCCUUCUGACUGAGGAGUCUUAAUUUAAUUUCUGUAGUAUACUUUAAAAGAUUUGAAUUAGCAUUUUUUACAUCAGCAGUGGACUUUUUCGCCCCGCUGUACUGUUAAACGCAGACACCACUGAAUUAGUUAAAUACUUUGUUCAUAAAUUGCUAAAGGUCUCAGGUGGUGUGUAAGGCUUUGGUCAGUAUGGCCCCUUAAUAGCAGGACUGAAGAUAAACAAUUUGCAGUGAUCUAGUUGUAAAUAUAUAUGUAUUGUCCUCAUAUGUGUGCCAUUUGUGUCAAAUAAAUUGUGCUGUAUAUUUUUAAA